AUGAUAUUAGCAUCCGCAGAUGAAACUGAUGAUGAAAAUGAGUUCGAUGAUAAUGCAUCUGGACCAGAUGAAGAUUUGAUAGAUCAAAAUAUGAGUGGAGACGAUGAAGAGGAAGAGGCACAAGAGGAAGAAAUUUUUGAAGACCGUCUGGACGAUCUAUUGCUGUACGAAAGAGCCCGAAUUACUGUAGGAGAAAGUCUCUUAGCUAUUUUAAGUCUAUUUUUGCGGCACACACUGACAGGGGCAUGUCUUACAGAUAUUUUAAAACUCGUAGAAUUGCCCGGCACCGAAUUUAUAUGGCCUUUCUUUUUUACUAUUAACGAGCUUCCCAUCAAUAAGAGGAUGAAAAAAGAAAAUAUGAUAUUGGGAGGGUUAUGGUUUGGUCCGAAAAAACCAUUUCCUGCACUCUUCCUCAAACCAAUAUCUGAAGACUUGAUUGAACUGAAGAAUGGGGUAAAUUUUGAACUCCCCAGCUUAGACAAAUCGAACGAUACGCUCAAACAACUGUACGUAGCUACCCAUCCAAACAGCGUUUGGAUGCUCGCACCCAAGAAGAAAGGAAUGAUUUCGCAGCUCAAGCAGUAUAUUCGGAUGAGACUCCAUAUGGAAUAA
Molecule: messenger RNA, 612 nt
Organism: Fopius arisanus
Lineage: Eukaryota; Metazoa; Arthropoda; Insecta; Hymenoptera; Braconidae
Source: RefSeq, a predicted model, not a curated record